Periophthalmus magnuspinnatus is the source of this 1132-nucleotide messenger RNA. Its product is annotated as guanine nucleotide-binding protein subunit alpha-11-like. NCBI's taxonomy places the organism in Eukaryota, Metazoa, Chordata, Actinopteri, Gobiiformes, Gobiidae. The transcript has 7 exons. The record is from RefSeq and is a predicted model, not a curated record. Gene Ontology annotation, molecular function: G-protein beta/gamma-subunit complex binding; guanyl nucleotide binding; G protein-coupled receptor binding. Bases 33 to 1097 code for a protein of 354 amino acids. Gene Ontology annotation, cellular component: heterotrimeric G-protein complex. Gene Ontology annotation, biological process: adenylate cyclase-modulating G protein-coupled receptor signaling pathway; phospholipase C-activating dopamine receptor signaling pathway; action potential.
AGCGUCUUUGAAUCACAUUGAACUGGGCCGUAAUGGACAAGUGCUGUCUGUCUGCUGAGGAGAGCGAACGGCUUGAGAUUCACAGAGAAAUUGAGAGACAACUUCGGAAGGAUAAAGAGAACUCUCACAAAGAACUAAAGCUGCUACUUUUAGGCACAGGUGAAAGUGGGAAAAGCACCUUCAUUAAACAGAUGAGGAUCAUCCAUGGUAAAGGAUACAAGGAAGAGGACAGGAAGGGCUUUAAACGUGUUGUGCAUCAGAAUGUUAUGGUAGCCAUCCAGGCCCUCGUCAAUGCCAUGAGGAUCUUGAACAUUAACUAUAUUGACGACAACAACAUUGCGUACUCACAGAGACUGUCCCAAGUGGAGCUGAACACAGUGUCCACGUUAGAGCCCUGGCAGGUGGAGGCCAUUAGAAAAGUGUGGAAUGACCACGGUGUUCAAAUGUGCUAUGAACGCAGGAGGGAAUACCAGAUAAAUGACAACGCUAAAUAUUACCUGAGUGAUUUGGAUAGAAUCACAGCUCCCUCAUACAUCCCCACUGUCCAGGACAUCCUGAGAGUUCGAGUGUCCACAACAGGAAUCAUAGAGUAUCCCUUUGACUUCUUAAAAGUGACCUUUAGGUUGGUUGAUGUUGGUGGUCAGCGAUCAGAAAGAAGGAAAUGGAUUCACUGUUUUGAGAAUGUCACUUCAGUUAUAUUUCUCACUGCUCUAAGUGAAUAUGACCAAAAUCUCUAUGAAGGUGAAAAUGAUAAUCGACUAAAGGAAAGUCUCGCUCUAUUCAGUACUGUUCUUUCAUAUCCGUGGUUUCAAGAGUCCUCCACCAUCUUAUUUCUAAAUAAAAUUGAUUUACUAGAAGAGAAGAUUGGCCAGUCCCAUUUGCACACUUACUUCCCUCAGUACACUGGUCCAACUUGUAAUGCUGAAGCGGCAAAAACUUUCAUACGAAAAAUGUUUGUGGAUCGCCACAGCAGACGAGACAAACCUUUUUACACACAUUUCACGUGUGCAACCGACACCGGAAACAUUGACAAGGUGUUUAAAAAUGUGAAACACACUUUGUUCAGAGAUGUUCUGGGUGUGUUCAUCCCACUUUAAAGAUUCACUGCUCUGUAUCGGACUCAUUAUUGUUC